Phyllostomus discolor (pale spear-nosed bat) is the source of this 4981-nucleotide messenger RNA. RefSeq names its product MCF.2 cell line derived transforming sequence (gene MCF2). Bases 334 to 3294 code for a protein of 986 amino acids. Lineage: Eukaryota; Metazoa; Chordata; Mammalia; Chiroptera; Phyllostomidae. Gene Ontology annotation, cellular component: cytoplasm. Gene Ontology annotation, biological process: intracellular signal transduction; dendrite development. The transcript has 27 exons. The record is from RefSeq and is a predicted model, not a curated record. Gene Ontology annotation, molecular function: protein binding; guanyl-nucleotide exchange factor activity.
CUCCCCCUUUCUUCACUUUUAGGACAUGCCUGAUCUUCUUGAGCAGUCCAGCACAAGCUAAUCCAUGAGGUUCAAUCAGGCUAAGUAAUUGGGGAAUGUGUCAACUCUGAAUUACAAUGAGCAGCAGGGAAGGAUUUGUCAGCUGACUAAUCAGGGAUAGUGGUUUUCUUACAGUGCCUGCCACAGUGGUAAUGGAAGCUGCUACAGCUACGGUAGCUUUGUUUGGUAGAGAUUUUUGGCUGCCGCUUUUCAGUACUACCUCAGAAGCAGCUCAUAUUUCAUCAAUGUUGCAUUGACAAUUGGAAAAGAAGAGUGUUAUUGUGUAUAAGCGAGAUGGCAGAAGCAACUCCCCCGAGAGGCAAGAUGAGGUUCAGAAGGAAUGCGACUUCCUUCCCGGGCAACAUACAUUUGGUAUUGGUUCUACGUCCAACCAGUUUUCUUCAAAGGACUUUCACAGACAUUGGAUUUCGAUUUAGUCAGGAGGAUUUCAUGCUCAAACUACCGGUUGUUAUGCUGGGCUCAGUUAGUGAAUUGCUGACAUACAUUGAUGACAAGCAAUUAACCCCUGAGUUAGGCGGCACCUUGCAGUACUGCCACAGUGAAUGGAUCCUCUUCAGAAAUGCUAUAGAAAAUUUUGCCCUCACAGUGAAAGACAUGGCUCAGAUGCUACAGUCCUUUGGAACUGAACUAGCUGAGACAGAACUACCAGAUGAUAUUUCUUCAACAGAAAAACUUCUUGAGAUUCAUGCUGAAAGGUAUCACCUGUUGAAGAAUGAUAUUACAGCUGUAACCAAAGAAGGAAAAAUUCUGCUAACCAAUCUGGAAGUGCCUGACACGGAAGAAGCUGUAAGUUCAAGAUUUGAACCUCAUGAGCAAACAGGUGGUGAUUGGCAAACUAUCAAUAAAUUGCUGGCUCAAGUACAUGAUAUGGAAAUUGCUUUUGAUGGAUUUUGGGAAAAACACCAACUAAAAAUGGAGCAGUAUCUGCAACUAUGGAAAUUUGAGCAGGAUUUUCAAGAGCUCAUACGUGAAAUUGAACUUCUAUUAACCAAACAAGCAGAGCUAGCAGAUGUCACAGGGAAUAUACUUCAAGUAAAACAAAAAAUAAAGCAGUUGGAAAAGUUAGAUGAAAAGUCUAAGGAUCUGUUGAGAAAGGCCCAGCUUGUGAUUUUACAUGGACACAAACUUGCAGCAAAUCACCAUUACGCACUUGAUUUGAUCUGCCAGAGGUGCAACGAGCUACGUUAUCUUUCUGAUAUUUUGGUUAGUGAGAUCAAAGCCAAAUGGAUACAGCUCAGCAGGACCUUAAAAAUGCAUAAACUCCUACAGCAGGCUCGUCAGUGCUGUGAUGAAGGAGAAUAUAUUCUAGCUAAUCAGGAGAUAGACAAGUUUCAGUCUAAAGAAGAUGCUCAGAAAACCCGCCAAGAUAUCGAACAUUUUCUUGAAACGGCUCUGCCCUUUAUAAAUUGUGAUCCUAAAACCCUACAGUAUGAAUUUGAUGUAAUUUUAUCUCCUGAACUCAAGAUUCAAAUGCAGACCAUUCAACUCAAGCUUGAGAGCAUUCGAAAUAUAUUUGAGAACCAACAAGCCGGUUUCAAGAACCUGGAAGAUAAGUGUGUGAGGCCAGUCCAGCUUGGGGCAUCUGCUUGCAGCAAAGUGUUCCGAUCUAAAACAUUUAUUUUACCUAAACCUGGGAAGAAGAUUUGGAAACAAAGUCAGAGGAACUUAAAAAUUGAAGUGUUGCAUGACUGUCUGGAGAAGACAAGUUCUGUUCCAUCCUCCAGUUUGGACAGUAACAGUAGCUUGGAUAUUUUAAAGAACCAUGUCCUGAAUGAGCUGAUACAGACUGAGAAGGUGUAUGUUUGCGAGCUGUUUACUGUUUUGUUGGGCUAUAGAGCGGAGAUGGACAAUCCAGAGAUGUUUGAUCUUAUGCCACCUCUCCUGAGAAAUAAAAAGGAUGUUCUCUUUGGAAAUAUGGCAGAAAUAUAUGAAUUCCAUAACAACCUUUUCAUGAGCAGUCUGGAAAAUUGCAUUGAUGCUCCAGAAAGAGUGGGACUUUGUUUCCUGGAAAGGAAAGCUGAUUUUCAGAUGUAUGAAAAGUAUUGUCAGAAUAAGCCCAGAUCAGAGGCAGUGUGGAAGAAGUAUUCAGAGUGUGCCUUUUUCCAGGAAUGCCAAAGAAAAUUAAAACACAGACUUGGUCUGGACUCCUAUUUACUCAAACCAGUGCAACGACUCACUAAAUAUCAGUUAUUGUUAAAAGAAUUAUUAAAAUAUAGCAAAGACUCUGAAGGAUAUGAACAAUUAAAGGAGGCACUUGACACGAUGCUGGAUUUACUCAAGUCAGUUAAUGACUCUAUGCAUCAGAUUGCAAUAAAUGGCUAUAUUGGAAACUUAAAUGAUCUGGGAAAGAUGAUAAUACAGGGUGCAUUCAGUGUUUGGAUUGGACACAAAAAAGGCACUACAAAAAUGAAGGAUUUUGCUAGAUUCAAACCAAUGCAGCGGCACCUUUUCUUGUAUGAAAAAGCCAUUGUUUUUUGUAAAAGGCGUGUUGAAAGUGGAGAAGGUUCCCUCAAAUACCCGUCAUACAGUUUUAAGCACUCCUUAAAAAUGGAAGAAGUUGGAAUCACUGAACAUGUAAAAGGAGAUAACCGCAAGUUUGAAAUCUGGUAUGGUGGGAAAGAAGAAAUUUAUAUUGUCCAGGCUUCGAAUAUAGAUAUGAAGAUGAUAUGGUUAAAAGAAAUAAGAAGUAUUUUGUUGAAGCAACAAGAACUUAUGACAGUUAAACAUCAAGAGCAGUACAAUCAGUUACAUGAAGACGGCCAACUCUCUUCUCCGCAGAAUGAUGAAGGGCAUCAGGGGGCUUUUAUAGGCCCCCAGGAAACUGAACCAGAGCACACCAGCACUGUGGUUGGGGUCUGUAAGGCAGUCCCGGCAGUUCAGGCAGAAGCCAGUACAGAAAUCUCUGAAGGACCUGAGCCAUGGGUAAACGACUAUUUCUACUCUUCCUAUGUUGACAAUGAAGAAGAAAGGCCCCUAAUGCCUCCAGACAAAUAUAAAGCCCUAGCAGAUUGCAGGAAUAGAGGCUCAGAAGACCUCCUGAUUAGAAAUGGAGAUGUCAUUCAGCUUCUCCAUGAGGAUGUUGAGGGUCAAUGGUUGGUGAAAAAUCUAAGCAGAAGAAAAAAAUGCCUGAUUCCAGGGAACAGUUUGCAGAUUUUAAUCGGUGACUAUAGGUUUCGGAAUGCCAGAGUUACAGAUGCUGCUCUGAGUAACUCAAGGAAACUAACUUCCCCUUGAAUUAAAGGAGAAUGAAUAGACUUGUAAAAUUAAGAUUUCCUUUGGAGGUGUGAACUAGAUUAUAUUUCGUAAAAGUGUUACAGUAAACAGCACAAGAGUCAGGAUGAUCCUGUGCUGCCCAUGACAUUCACAGAAUCUCCUCAAGACUGAGGUGGACUUCAUCAUUCACAGUUUGUCUCAUUUUUGCAAGAAGCAUCUUCACACCUUCCAUUCCCCGCAGGUGAAAAAAUGCAGUAUUUGUUUCCAAGUAGGGUUUUUUUUUUUUAUGGCAUGCAUUCAGAUUCUAUCUAAAAAAAUUGGAGAUGAAUUAGUUUGAACAUUUAUAGAUAAAAGACUACCUGUAGUUUUGUUGGUAACUUCAGGAACAAAACAAAAAUCCAAAGAGAGAGGAGAGAGAAUCAGAAAUUUUAAACUACCUUGUUAAGUCAUAGUUUAUUAUUUAAUUCUGUUACCUAUGUGACUAAAACACCAAAGGGAGAUGUUCUGAAGGACCUCUUUUGCACUUUUGGCUGGUAUUUAAGGUUUUCAGAGCUGUCUUAUAGUUUUAAAAAGAUCCAAAGCUAAAAGUCCUGUAGUUAGGAUGUGUUGAAGUUUACAUUUUAUGCAUUGCAAUUUAAUUUAGAUACACCUGUCACAGCUUUAAGUUAAAUAUUCAUGUAUGCACAAGAGGUGUUCCUGUAACGACGCCCUACUUUCCAGUGUCUUUACUUGCUUUUGAAUUUUCUGGAAAAAUAUCUGUUGUAGUAAAGGUUUUCUUAUGUUGUGUUUCUUUCUAGGUUUGUUUUUUUGUUAAAAUAAUACAUGUAUAGAUGUCUUUCUUUUAUGUAUGUAUACAGUGUGAUGACUUGUUUUAAAGUGCAGGGCCAGCUGUUGCAUGCAGUAUUGAAUUGAUGCUUGGAGUAGUUUAUAUCAAGUCCACUGAAGACAGUGGUUUGAAAUUGCUGCCUUUUGAAUCAUGGAUUAUGCAUUUUGUUAUCAAGUUGGCAUAUUAGGUGCAUGUUUUUUGAUGAAAUGUGUUACAAUAAACACUUCAAUAACUAUAUAAUACAAAAAUAUUUUAUCUUUUAAUUAGGUUUGUGUGUCAUAUCAAGAUCAUAGUUUAUGCCAAUGGUAUCAUUUGAUGUAACAAUUUGUAUGGCAAACCAGUUGUAUUUUGUUCAAAGAUACCUGGAAAUUAUAAAUCUUCUCAUGUACACUUGCUGGAAUUUAUGAUGGUUGAUUUAUGAGUCACUCAUGAAAAUGCCCAUAUAUUUGAUAUUUUACUUAAUGCUUCUGCAAAAAUAACAACAAAAUGAAAUUAAAAUUCAUUUCUUUUGUGUGCUGAUCCUGUGGUUAGAAGACAAUUAGGAGAUAAAAUUUUUGAAUAACAAUGCCCUUCUGCACAAAAUGUUUUAAUUUCAUGGUAUUAAACUAGGGAUUUUAAUCAUUUAAGACAAUACUGAAUUCUAUAGAUUCAAGAAUAUAGUUAGAGUCUUUUAAUAUUUUAAUCACUGUACAAUGAAUGCUUCAUUUGUAUAUGUAACUGCACUGUAUUCCUUUUAUUGGGCUAUAAGAGUGUUACUAUAAAAUAUAGCAGCAAUUUCCCUUUAAGUCUUCAAAUUUUAAUUACAUUGUAAGUGUACUUACAAUGUAAAUAUACUUGUUUUAAUUCCACAUUAAAAAUGUCCAUCCUUAAAUUCAUUCACAU